AUGAUUCCAUCAGAUGAGCAACAGAGGACGAGCCAGGAGGUACGUGGACAAAGUCACAAACGUAAACCAGAGGUUCAAGUGGGAGGGGCUAAAGUACAUCGCAGUAAAGAGGAGAGCACAUCACCGGAGGGACUGUUGAGACAGGAGGAAAUGGUUCAACCCAAGUCAUCGGUACAAGUUGGAGGGGAUAACGAGCGGAACAAGCAGAAAGGAACUCCUUCAUCUGAGAGACAAAGACCGGGACAGGGGGAAGAUGGUUAUGGAGACGAACCUCAGCCAGACGUUGAAGUGGGAGAGACUAUAGAACAAAGCAAGCAUAAAAAGACUGCAACAUCUGAGGGACAGAGACCAAGACGGGAAGACGUUACUCAUCAAGACACACCUCAACCAGAGGUACAAGCGGAAGACGCUGAAGAGCAGAGCAAGCAAAAAAGGACUGUAUCAUCUGAGGGACUCACAUCGGGACACGAGAAACAAGACCAACGUCAAAGACGUGAACAAGAAAUUCUUGAAAAACGGGGCAGACAGAAGCAGAUGACACCAUGUGCUGAGGAACAGAGACUAGGUCAGGAGGAAGUUCCCGAAGAGGUGAAUCAAGUUGCAUCUCAAUCAACCUCAUUUAAAAAUCGUUUCAAAAGGUCUUUUUAUGCAUUGUUACCAAAACGGAAAAAGAAGUUUAGAGAACAAAAUUCAGGACAAGAACAGGCAGGGGAUGAACACAGUAGGCAGGCAGACAACCAAAGGGCAGGGUUUCACGAAGAGCGGAAAAAGAAGGAAGGGACUUCAUCAUCUGAAGGACAUAGUCCGAGGCAGGAGGACGUUGGUCACCGAGACACAUUUCAAAAAGAUGUUUUAGUGGGUGUGGCUAAGGAACAUAUCAAGCAGAAAGGGACUGCAUCGUCCGAGGACCAAAGACCGAGACUGAAGGAAAUUAGUGACGGAGACAAACCUCAAACAGGGGUUCAAGUGGGAGGCGCUAAAGAACAAUGCCAGCAGAAGGGGUCUACCUCAUCCGAGGAACAGAGACAAAAACAGCAAGAGGCGUGCGGCACAGAAUCGAUUUUUCAGAAAGAGAGGAUGCAAUCAUCCCAGGAUCAUGGAAUAAAAAGUUCAACGCACCAGAAACAAGGUCAUGGGCACGUGGACUUUACACUAAGAAAACCGUCGGAGAUACAAGAGACAGUAGUCGGAGAAAGGACAUCACAAGACCAACUGAUAAUGCAGGGUCCAAGCUCAGUUCAAGACAUUGCACCUGUAGAACUCCACCUACAAGGCUCAUCCCCAUCACCUGCUGUCCUCGGAUGUGGACCUGUGCAACAGGUGUCAGUGGAAUCCAUGCACAUUGGCGGUACAAAUAAUCCGACCUUCAUGGGUCCUGUGUAUCAACCAACUGUGGUCAUCAAUCAAAACGUGACGACGGAAAGCAGUCCAGGUAAAUAA
Messenger RNA from Patiria miniata (bat star), 1440 nucleotides. RefSeq names its product neurofilament medium polypeptide-like. The record is from RefSeq and is a predicted model, not a curated record. The transcript has a single exon. The coding region runs from base 1 to 1440 and encodes 479 amino acids. Lineage: Eukaryota; Metazoa; Echinodermata; Asteroidea; Valvatida; Asterinidae.